This is a messenger RNA of Penicillium roqueforti, 756 nucleotides long. Its product is annotated as putative GPI anchored glycoprotein. Lineage: Eukaryota; Fungi; Ascomycota; Eurotiomycetes; Eurotiales; Aspergillaceae. The record is from RefSeq and is a predicted model, not a curated record. The transcript is spliced from 3 exons. Bases 1 to 756 code for a protein of 251 amino acids.
AUGCGUUUCUACACCGUCGCUUUGUUGGCUGGCGCUACCGCCGCUGCCGCCGGUAACACCGCAACCCUCCUGCUGCCCGGCUUCAAGGGCCAGGAUCUCGAGGCUAGCAUUAUUGAAUCCAAUGGAGAUGCGACUACCUACAAGAUCACCUGCCCUAAGACCGUUGCGGCCUGUGGUAUUGCCGGCGAGGGCAUGACCGCAAUUGCUGCCCCGACCUCCAUGCAGCUGCAGAACAUCGACCUCCAGGGAACCCUUGGAACUGUUUCCUGCAACAUUGCUGGCACCACUUAUGCCUCCUGCCAGGCUUCCGCCGGCACCGUGACCCCGUCGGGAACUCUGGCCCAAGAAGAUCUGAACUGGAUGCCAGUCACUAUCUCCGCCACCCCGACCCCGACGUCGACCUCCACCCCGACCCAUACCCCCACUAGCACCAGCACUAGCACUAGCACCCCUACCCCCACCAGCACCAGCUCGGAAAUUAGCACCAGCACGACCGAGGUGAGCUCCACCUUCACCCCGACGAUCACAUCCUCGCCGACCCUGGUCAUCUCGACCACCAAGAAACCUUCUUCGGCACUCAUUUCGUCUGCCCCUGUGGCCUCCUCCACCCCUCUUGUGGUCGCGUCCACCAGCGCUGCUGCCAGCGGAAGUGCUCCUGCCGCUUCCGCCACUGCCUACAACGCCGCCGGCCAGUUGGUAGGCAGCAUUUGGACUGUUGGUGGUGCCUUCUUGGCUCUGGCCUGCGCUUUCGCGUAA